CAAAGGAUUAUUAUAUAGCAAACAGAUAUUUUGCUUGUCAUGACAAUAUGACAAAAUGGGAACUUUAUCUCUCCUCCCUCUCUCCCUCUGCACUCCACUGCGACCCCGUCCGGCCUCUUCACAAACCCAUCUCUGCAACCCCGUUUCCUGGCCACUCGUCUCUUUAACUUAUCCGACGCGAAGAAGACUUCGCAGCAAAAAUGUUGUCUUUGGCAGCAAUUCGAUUGACCCAAAAGAGUCUGAGUUCUUGGAUGAAAACGGAGUUGUUGAUGAUAUGGAUGGCUACAUGAACUACCUUUCUCUUGAAUAUGAUUCUGUUUGGGACACAAAGCCAUCCUGGUGUCAGCCAUGGACAAUUACACUGACUGGAGUGCUGGUGAUUGGUGGUAGCUGGCUUAUUCUGAAAUUUGGGAUAGAGCUGUAA
Prunus avium (sweet cherry) is the source of this 424-nucleotide messenger RNA. The record is from RefSeq and is a predicted model, not a curated record. NCBI's taxonomy places the organism in Eukaryota, Viridiplantae, Streptophyta, Magnoliopsida, Rosales, Rosaceae.